AAGGAGUGCACGCUGAUGGCCUCGCUGCGCCACCCUAACCACCAUCGCCUGCCUGGCACAGCAACGGCCGACCCUCCUUUCCUCCCGCCUGCAGAGUACUGCGCCAAGGGCUCGCUGGCGGACGUGCUCAAGGCGGCCAACGCGUCGCCCCAGAAGGCGGCGCAGCUCACCUGGCUGCGGCGGCUCAACAUGGCGCUGGAUGCCACCAAGGGCAUGCUGUACCUGCAUAAGCGCGGCAUCAUCCACCGCGACCUCAAGUCGCCCAACCUGCUGGUGGAAAGCACGUGGAAGGUCAAGGUGGCCGACUUCAACCUGAGCAAGAUUGUGGAGGACACCGGCAGCGGGCGGUCCACCGUGGCUAACAUGAACCCUCGCUGGCUGGCACCCGAGAUUCUCAACGGCGAGUCCGCCACCACCGCCAGCGACGUCUUCUCCUGGGGCGUCGUGAUGUGGGAGCUGCUCACCUUCCAGCUGCCGUGGCCGCAUGUCAGCCCCUGGGGGCUGGUGGGCAAGCUGAUGGAUGGCAUGCGCCUGAAGAUCCCCGCCAAGGAGGAGCUGCCCGGCCCCGACACCCAGCGCUUUGCGGGCCUGGAUGACUACGUGGGCCUGCUGCAGCGGUGCUGGGCGCAGGACCCGGCAGAGCGGCCCACCUUUGAGGACUGCAUCCACGAGCUGAGGAAGAUGCUGGAGCUGCAGGCAAAGAGCUCGAUGGAGAAGUAGUGCAGCUGGCACGCGUGGGCCUUGCCGCACCAACUGAUACAUGUACCGGCAUGUACCAACCUUCAUUGAACCCGGCAGACCCAGGCAGAAGCUGCAUUGGCCCAGCCUGCCGGCAGCUUCUCCUGGGCGCCGCCAUGUUGGCGCCAGGGCGUCCUUGUCCCAUGUAGCACGUGGGCUGCCAUACACUACGUGCGGCAUCGGCCGCCCCUUGAACUAUGUGUGUUGCAUUGCUUUUCAAUCCCUAUAGUCCCUCUGUCCCUCACUCCCUGCUUCCCUCUUUUUCUUCCUGCGGAUGCCCGGCAGGGCUCGCUCUUGAGUGACCAUCAACACUGUUUUUGUUGCUUUGAACUCCGAGGCCCCUGCUGGCCCGCUUGCCGCCAGCCACCCUGCCUGGUGGGACUCUUCUACUCUGCAGCUCGCCGAUCAUCGCCAUUUCAUUUCGCCGCUGCUGCCUGUGCGUUUCUGUGUCCUUGGUGCACGCGUGCUGCUGUAACUUGGCACGGUUGCA
This is a messenger RNA of Chlorella variabilis, 1228 nucleotides long. RefSeq lists its product as hypothetical. Bases 16 to 720 code for a protein of 234 amino acids. The transcript has 8 exons. The record is from RefSeq and is a predicted model, not a curated record. Gene Ontology annotation, molecular function: protein kinase activity; ATP binding. Lineage: Eukaryota; Viridiplantae; Chlorophyta; Trebouxiophyceae; Chlorellales; Chlorellaceae. Gene Ontology annotation, biological process: protein phosphorylation.